Staurois parvus is the source of this 264-nucleotide messenger RNA. Lineage: Eukaryota; Metazoa; Chordata; Amphibia; Anura; Ranidae. The record is from the annotation of a GenBank genome assembly.
AUGUCGUCCAGGCUGCCUCCUGCUGCCUUCAGCCUCAGACAGUUCCUCCUCAGGCAGCAGGUUCUCAGUCUUUACCGGAGGAUCCUUCGAGGUGUGCGGCAGAUCCCAGACCCCGCUGACCGGCGCUAUAUGAAGGACUGGGCUCGAGGGGAGUUCCGCAGGAAUCAGACGGCCACUGAUGAGGUCACCAUACGGAUGAUGAUCACACAAGGACAGCAGCAGGUGCAGGAACUAGAGAGAGCUCUUAAGCUGGCCAAGUCAUAG